AUGAAGCACAGUGUGCUCCCCAGCUUGCGGGUUGAGCACCUGUCUGCCUUCAUCCUGGCCCUGAACAUAGCUAAUGCUUCGCACGUCGCGGUCCUCCUCCUUUUCGAGGGAUCGCUUCUGUUUGCUUCCCCUCUCUAUGCGAGCUUCGUUUUGAGUCGAGUGUUGCUGGGGCUCUUCACACAGGAGGUCCAUCUUCACGUCCUUCUGAGCUCUGCAGUGACCAUCCUGGGUCUCUGCUGCAGCCAGUUUUCAAGCCUGCUGGCAAUCAUCACCUGCCUGCUGCUGGAACUCACAGCAGUUGUUAUCCUUUCCGGCGGACCCUGCAGCCACGAAGAGGCCAUCGUGCACCUGGCACAGUGCCGGCUGCAGCAUCAGCUGACACGCUCGCAGGCCUCACAGCGCUUGGAUGUGGCCAGAGAGGAGCUCAGCGGCCAGCUCUUGGCCAUUGCAACAGAGGGAAUUGCUGAGCUCACGGCCUCUGUGCAACAUGCUUCCGAGCCAGUUCUCAACAUGUUGAAGUCCUCGUGCGCCACGGGGACAAAGUCGGCCUCCGAGGCCGAGCGAAUUGGUCGCAUUGGUGAGGCACUCCAGGCUGAGGUGGCAGACCUCCUCCGUUUUAAGACUUCCACGACCUGGGAGAGGCUCCAGGAGCGCGCGAGAACUCGCCUGCAACAGCUUCAGCGCGAUGCGCAAGCUCAGCAGGCUGCCUCCGAUGCAAUGCUCCGAUCUGUGCAUCAGGGGAUUGGAAGGUCACUGGCCGAGAUUCAUAAGCUGGAGAUGGAGGCUGAAGCUUCGAUGGCCCAAAUCGUUCAGAGCGAGGUCAAUCGUGCCAUGGAGAUUGCAGACGCCCGCAUGGAUCUUGUGCGGCAAUCUGCGCAGGCCAUGGAGCGCCGCGUCUCUGACACAGUGGAGGUGCUCCUGUCUUUGCUGAAGUACUUCCGCUCGAAAGGUAGCUAUGGAGAGCAUGUGGCCACCGCGCGCGCACGGCCACGCCAAGGCCCCACAGAGGAUGCCUCGCGGCCUCUUCCUGUCAUCUGCGAAGUCGGCAAGGUGAAGACCGCCCAGCCACAGAUACCAGAGGAGCCAGAGGAAGGUAGCGGCUUGCCCAACCCCGCCGAGCCAUGGCUCGCAGAGGAAACGCGCCCGCUGCUCAAUGGGAGGCGUUUGCUCAUUCCACGGCGGCGGGCGGUUCCCGAGGGUGGGCAAGAUGACUCGGCAAGUCGCAGUUCGAGCAGUGCUUCCAGCAGCAGGGAGGAGCCGAGGGAGGCUAACCCUGAGAAAACCAGCUCGGCUGACCCCGCGAAUGAAGGCCAUCAGCCGAACCAGAGUGCCCCAGGGCCAAGGACUCCCUCUACACAGUCCGAAGCAGCCUGGAGUCGCGGUGGUGUUUGUGUCCCUCGUGCCAUGAUGGAGCGGCACCCGCUCUUUGCAACACGCCUCUGCUACAGGUCCGAGGACUUCUUCUUUUCAUGGGCAUCCAGUGCAGAUUUUCGUGCUGAGGCAGAUGCCUUGCGGCAGUGGCGCCGAACGAUGACACUCAGCGCCGAGCGUAGCGGUGUCACUGGAGCUUCGCCCUCCACAAGUCACGCCGAGCCGGAAGAGGCUCGGCCACAUGGGUCUGGAUUUAUUGGAACGGAAAGCUCGGAGGACACUGGCAGAUCCAACCCAUCUUCGGAUGCUGAUUGA
Molecule: messenger RNA, 1686 nt
Organism: Symbiodinium natans
Lineage: Eukaryota; Dinophyceae; Suessiales; Symbiodiniaceae
Source: the annotation of a GenBank genome assembly